Messenger RNA from Chiroxiphia lanceolata (lance-tailed manakin), 3019 nucleotides. Its product is annotated as ninein-like protein. The record is from RefSeq and is a predicted model, not a curated record. Lineage: Eukaryota; Metazoa; Chordata; Aves; Passeriformes; Pipridae. Gene Ontology annotation, biological process: microtubule anchoring at centrosome. Gene Ontology annotation, cellular component: centrosome. Bases 540 to 2546 code for a protein of 668 amino acids. The transcript has 15 exons.
AAGACUUUGACUUAAGGCUUCUUUCAAAUCCGGUACAAAAUUGGUGCUUUUGGAGUUAUCAGUUCUGUAUCAGCUUUAUGCUUUUUGGGUCAGCUUGGCUGAAUCUCAUUUACCUUUGAAGCUGACCUCAAGGCAAUUUUAGCCUCUAGGUGAAACAAAAUGUUGGCUGGAAGUCCCUAUCUGGCAGUUGUCACUGUAAACUCUGUAGCUUUCAGUGUUGGUUUUUCUGUGGCUUCUGAGUGUUCACCAGAACCUUCUCAUUGUAGUUGCCUUAAGGGCAGCUCAGAACAUCUCCCUCCUGGCAGCUUGGGCUUGCUUCUAAAAUGUUCUUCAAUAUUGAUUUGAUCUGUGAAGUUUCCUUUCGGUAUGGAAAGCUUCAGUUUUUCUCUGCCAGUUUUUUCCCACUGACUUGUCUCUGCUGUUUUUUCCUCAGUGUCAGAGGGUAACGUGCAGGGAAUUGGUGUGUCCUUCUGGCCAAGCUGCGUGGGCCCACAUCACUCCUCCAUCAUCAGCAAAGGCACCAGAGGUGGAGUAGCAGCAUGGAGGAGCAGGUGAGACUGGCAGAGCUGCCUGCAGCCUUGGACAGCACACUCAUGGUCCCCAGGAGUGGGCUUCAGCAUGCAGCUGUCACCUCCUAUGGAUACAAACUGCAGUGCCUCUGGAUCCAGGUGAGGAAGAUCGCCAGGGAGAGGGACAAGGCGAAGCUGGACUUGGAGAAGGCAGAGAGACGCUGCCUGCAUCUUGGCAGGGAGCUGGACGAGCAGUACGUCGCUCUCAAGCACACCCAGAGCAAGCUCAGGGAUUAUCAGGCAGAAAUAGAAGCAAAAGAGCUGCUUUUGCAGCAAGCAGUCAGUCACCAAGCAAAGCUGGAGGCCGAUACACAGUUCCUCCAGGGCAAAGAGGCCAGCCUGCAAGGGAGGCUGAACCAUGUGAUGAAGCAGAACACAGAGCUGCAAAACAAGGUCACAGAGAUGACUGAGAAACUGUCAGCCUCUGAGGAACUGGUGUUGGAGCUGCAGAAAGAACUCAACCACAUUGUGAAGGAAAAGCUGGGCCAGGUGGAGCCCCACAGCCCGGAGUUCCUGAGCCAGAGCGAACGCUUUGCCGAGAUUGUCCUGGAGUACGAGCGGCAGUGCCAGAGAGUCAAGGUGCUGUAUGACCAGAACAGGGCGCUGCGGAGGGAGCUGCAAAGGCUGCGUCUCCAGCUCCAGGAGAGCAGGGCUGAGACAGGGCUGCCAGCAAGAGGCCUGUCCUUACAGGGCUCCUCUCUGCCAGAACGCCCCUCUCCAAGCCCUCUUGUUCCUACUUCUACAUAUACAGAGAUGUCACUCCCAGUGGAGCAGCUGCAGGAGCUGAAGGUGCAGCUGGAAACCAAGAUAAACUAUUACAAGGAACAACUAGAGUUAAUGCAGAAAAACUUUGAGAGAGAGAGGAAGGACAGUGAGGAGAGCUUCAAGGCUGAGAUGUGCAAGAUGGAAGACCAGAAGAGAGACCUGGAAGAAACAGUUGCAAAGUACUGGGCUGUAAUUAGUAGCCUGAAAGAGCAAAAACAUAUGUGGAGUGUGGAGCUGGAGGGGAGGUUUGAGGUGGAGCAGGCCAGGGUGGGACAGCACCACACUGAAGACAUUUGCCAUCCAGGGCAGCAGCUGGACCAGGAGGGAGAAGAACUGAGGACACAGCAGCACCAGGACAGAUUGAGCUGGAGGAAACACAUGAUCAAGUUGGGCAGAGAGAAGGUGGAGGAGCUGGCUGAAAUAGCAGAGUUAACAACAUUGAGUGAGAAGAGCAAAGAGGAGGUCUCCCACCCAAAUGUCAAGGUGCAUCAGCUGGGCUGUGAACUUGCUGGGCACAAGGCUGGUUACAGUGCUGGCCCUGGCAGUGCCCAACUGCAGAGCCAGAGGCUUGCAGAGGCCGAGUGGCCACGAGGAGCAGAGGUGGCUGCAAGGCUGGAACACCACCAGAAGCAUGCAGCAUGUUGGAUGGAGGUGGAGCUGCUCCAACAGCAGCUGAAGGCCUCACAGGAGAAGCUUUUAGAAGCCAAAGCAAGCCUGAGCCUGGCCCAGACCCAGCACGCUCUGCAGUUGCAGCAGGCCAAGGCCCAGAUAAACAACAUGGUGUCAAAGCAGCAGUUUGAGCAGCUGCAAAUCACCUUGAGAGAGGAACAGUGCAAGAUUCAGCAGCUCCAGGAAAACCUCCACCAGCAGGCUGAGCAAACAUGCAGGCAGCUGGUCAGCACCCAGGCAGAACACGAGCACCUACUGCAGGCAGCUGUGGAGCAGGCAGAGGGGCUGGAACACAGCCUGAGGAGUGCUGAGGCUGUGCUGGCAGAGAGGGCAGCUCAGCUCAGAGAUGCCCAGGCCCAACUCUCCAGGAACAAACUGCUGAUCGAAGACCUCCGUGGAGAGAACAGGGGGUUUGCAGUGGCCCUGCAGGCUGCUGAACUGAAGCAGAAGAGCACGGAGGAGAAGAACCAGCUGUUGGAGGAGCAAGCCUCAGCUCUGAAGCAGCUUAUCGGAAAAAUCACACCAGCAUCUCUGAGUGGGUGAUGGGACACCUUCAGUGGCAGUCCUGCCCCUGCUCCUGGCUGGGGUUGGUCGGGUGCAGAAGGGGAGGUAUGGCUGGGUUGGGAAAUCAGCCUUGUCCUCUCUGGUCUUGUCAGGAUGUUCCUGCGUAGAAAAUAGAUAAUGGAGAACCCAGACCUUUAAGGAAGUUUGUCCUGUGGAUAGCUGAAUUUUCCAACUGAAAGCACCAGCUUUGCUGCAUUUCUCAGUGGCAGAGUGUGCUGUUAUAAGUCAGGUCUGUCUCAGGGCAGCCAUCCCACAGGAUUUUCUUGAACUCCAGCAGUGUUUGGUGGUGAUGCAGAUGCUCCCUCUCUGUGGAGGGUUGAUAUUGAGGCCACACUGUUAUGGCUGGAAAGCCAGGGCAGAAGGGCUUGCAGGUUCCUGUGUCUGGCUCACUCUGAUCAGGAAAGCUGUGUGGUGGCAUUAAAAUGUUUGUAAUAUUACAGCACUUCCUGCCA